Rotaria sp. Silwood1 is the source of this 7574-nucleotide messenger RNA. Lineage: Eukaryota; Metazoa; Rotifera; Eurotatoria; Philodinida; Philodinidae. The record is from the annotation of a GenBank genome assembly.
AUGUCAACAUCAAUACAAACUCGACAUAUGAUUGAUCGCAUUGAAAAUGAAGCUUUUCUUAGCACACCAGUGAAAAAAGCUUUAUGUACAUUGUACGAAAAUCAAAUAAAAGGACCUGAUCAACAACAAGAUGAACAACAAUAUAAACGUGAUCAUCAAAUACAAGAUUUAUAUUAUCAAUUAAAAACGAAUCUUAAUAAUUGGAAAAAUAAAUGGUUAAAAUUAGUCAUUGAUGUACAACAAUUUGAAAAAGCAUUUGGAGAACUUGUGGAUUAUCUUGAGUCCAGUUUUAGUAUUAUAUCCACGAUUUUCGAACAUAUUUCGAAAAAGACAAACGAUGUUGAAAAAGAAAAUGAAGAAUUAAGGAAAAAUUUACAAAAAAUUAAAUAUGAAACUGAAGAAUUAAAAACAAGACUCAAUCAAAUAGAAAUAAGUGAAAAGAGAAGAGUUGAAAAAGAAAAAAUUCUUGAAAAACGUAUACUCAUUCGUGAUUUAUUUCUCAUGGCUCACAAAAAAAUACAUGAAGAAAAAAAGAAACGUGCAUUACCAAAAAAUAUAUUAAGUAUCGUUUCAAACAACCAUCCACCAGCAAAUAAUCCAAAAGUAUUUCGUGUUGGCGAUAAAGUAUUGGUAUUAUUGAAUGAUGCUAAUUUAUAUCCAGCAAGAUUAAUCAGAUUUGGUUUAAAAAAUGAAUGGAUGAUUGAAUUUGAUGAUAAAACACAAGCCAAGCAAUGGGUAUCACCAAAUCGAUUAUGGGUGUGGGUACGGGAGUCGGCGGAAGGAAGCACCCGCCGGUAUUCUUUUUAUCUACACCCACACCCACCCACACCCACCCCCACCCCACACCCACACCCUAUUUUAUUACUUACUUAAUUCUAUUUAAUUUUCUAACUAUUGUUUUUGUACAAAACUCUAUUUUUCGUGUAACUUUCUAUCAGAAAAAUCUCAUUAUCUACCCUUCACAUAAAAAUGAAAAGAUUUAGCCACAUGUAAAAAUGAAACGAUCGUUUUCUUCACAUAUUUUUCUUUUUUGUGAAAUCAACUAUCUUUUGAACAUUAUUCAAUAAACCCUUGUUUUAAAAUUGAUCAAAAAAGAAAAUAAAACUUUGUCAGAUAUAGUUAAACCGCUGAUAUGUUGUAGAGAAAAUUCAGGUGAACAACUUUUGUUCCAGAAUAAUAGGCUAAUUUUGAAAUUCGGUAGCAUAUUUAGGCGAAAUUACGGAAAAUUAUCUAACUUCCAUGUAUUUUACAUAGGCCCGUUCUAAUUUGGGGCAACUUUUACAUUACCGUUCUAAUUAUGUGCAGUGCACUUAUUUAGAACGUUUUUACAUCUAAUCAACGAAGCUAGAUAAGCGUAUAUCUAAACAAGAGAAAAAGAUAUCAGGCUGAACCUUUGUAGACAGAUAGAGAAAAAUAUAAGGAAUAACUUUUCUACCGAACACGUGACUUAAUUUUGAAGUUAUAAGCAGAUAUUACAUGUUUUUCUCAUUAUGCCCAUUUUUCUAUGUACUUCUGCUGGAUCGUUCUAAUUUGGGGCAAAUUUUACAUUAGCGUUCUUAUUGGGGAGAUUGCACUUAAAUAGAACGAUGCCAGUCAAGUUCAUUCUACCGCUUAUAAUCUGGUCACUUUUCAAUAUUUUUAGAAUUUUUUUUCAUCAAUAGAUAGAAAAAUAUUUUUUCUACUGGGUUGUAAAAUUUCAGCUCAUUUACUUAUUUUUUCAUCGAGAUAUUAAAGUCGAAACAUGAUAACAAAAAAGUACCGUUCUAAUGAGGGGCAUGCGCUCUACGUAAUGAAUGAGCAGACACGACGUAUAUACAUAAUGAAUGGACAUAUAAGACGUACAUAUAAAUGCUUUAUAUAUGUAUACUGUUUUUUUCGUUCUGUGACCAAUCAUAUGUAAGUUCCCGGAGAACUGAAAAACACUUGUACAUUAUAAUAUAGAUUCUUAAGUAUUUGUUAUUAUCAACGGUAUCAUGUAGAAUUCGAGAGCUUUUUUUACAACGUCAUUUGAAAAACAAGCUUUGUAUAAUUUUCUAUGCAUUGUUAGAUUAAUGUGAGGUAACUUAUGCAUCCUGUUUUUUUACGAAGACUUCAUCACAUAAAAUAAAAUCUAUCUACUUCGAUUUAUGCAAUUACUUUAGCCGAGCAGACGAACAUAACAAUAUGAAUAAUAAGGACCACGUUUGAUUUCAACAGAACGUGAUAUCUUUUAGUUGUUUACAUCAUAAUGGGAUUCACAUUGGAAAAAAUAAUUUUGUGCCUAAAUUCUAAUCAUUCAACUUCAUUUUACAAGACAGAUCUAUUUUGGUUUCAUUGAUAUCAAAUUUUAAUUAAAGUAUAGUUUUUUCCUCUAAUAUACAGGAAAUGUUACUUCUUAAAUCAUUUUUCGCUGUUAUUUCGAUAGAUCCUUUGUACUAUUUUAGCAUCUUCGAAUGCUAACCGUUUUUUUUGAGAGAGAAGAAACAAGGUUAGGUUAGUUGCCUAAGAUAUACAGUUUAUCUCAAAAAUAAAUAAGAUUUAUCUUCUACUGAAAAAAGAUGAUGACGCUGUCAAUUAUAGACAUUCAAUAUUUGUUGAAAAACUUAUAAAUUUAGCACUAUUAUAAAGAAAAAGAUCCUUUUCGAUUCGAGAAUUGCAAACCGACUAUCAAUAUCAUACAAAAAAUAGCUUUUCGGUUGCUAUUAUGUGUAAUUUUAUCAGAGCCGCAUAUUUCAAUAGACGUUUAAGCGGUUAAAUUUACAAGAAUGUUUUUGACUGUUUCGCAAAAAAAAGUUUGAUAAGCAAACAUUAAUAAUCCAUAUAAAUUUUUGAAGUUAUAAACAUUUUUCAAAUCAGUUUAAAACUCAAAAAAAACAGAGUCCGUAAUUGUAAAAUGGUCAAAAUUAUUCAUUAAUGAAUUAUUAUUCGUUUUAACGGCCAUUUCACCAUUAUUUAUUUGGAAAGAUGCAUUUUAAUGGUCGAAAUAGUCUAGCUACAAGUAAUAAGGCAUUUUAAUGACCAUUUCUUCAUUAUUCACUUGACUGGGAUAUGUUGGCAUCGUGCAUAUUUCAGAUCGAAUCUAGCACUACGGAAUUAAAUUAAAUUCUUUCAACGCCAUAAUUAUGCUCUUCUGAAUUCUGCAAAUAAGAACCAAGAGAAAAAAAACGAAAUUUUCUAAACAAUGAUCUACAUGCACAUUUAGAGAUUUUGAGGACUUCUUCUAAACUUAAGCCACUGACGAAUUACACCAAUACAAAAUGUUGAUACUGUCAGUUGAUAGAGCUAAGAGAGCUGCAUCUAUGGUGAAAUUUUCAGACAAAUAGGCUGGCACAGUGAGAAAAUAUUCAUACGUCAUUUUUCGGAUGGCCAUCGGCCAAUGCUAUAUUCGAACAACAUAGCCUUUCUUGGUAUAUGAGCUGGAACAAAAACAAUAACUAAUUAGUGCAUCUUAUAGUCCUUGAAAAGUGUAAACAACUAUCAAUUUAGAUUUAAAAAAAAACAUUUUAUCAAAUAUGGAUAGUCAAAGUAUAGUGUUGGGUGUGUGUCUGAUGAAAUCACUAAUUGGGUCCUCUGGAAAACUGUAGUGUUGCCUGCAAGAGUCUGUCAUUGUGUUUUAAUUUUGAGUACAAAUAGUAGAGAUAUAUGACGAAUACGAGUCGAAUGAAUGCUUAAAAUAUGCUACUGAUACUGGUAGUCGGUCAAGUUCGGUUAACUUUUCCGCUAAUUGUUUCUCCUUUUGAAUAAAACACCAGGCGGUGCAGUUCUUGAUGGACUUUCAGAAUAUGCAAGUAUAUCGUUUUGGCACGAAGUGACUCUGGCCGGCAAGGUUGCUGAUACUCCUUGAUGACUAAGUCCAAUGACAGCAUGACACAUCAUUGUCAUCAUCCUUGCCAAUCUCAGAGUAUGUUUGAGGAUUCAUGUAAGAGAGUAUCUCUAGAAGUAUUGCACGACUUGAACGAUCCCAGUACUGCAGAUUAAAUCGCAAAAUAAGACAUAUCUGUAAAAAAAUGAAAAAGGAAUCAAUUUUUUCAACGGUGAACUCUAGUAUGACACCUUGUCAUUUCCCGUGUUUUUCAGAACGAAGUCAGAAGAGAAAAAGACUGAAACAUUGGAUGUAGAAGUUUCACACCACGGGCUUGCCUUCAAGAGUCUAAACCGAACAUCGAAUAUCGACCUCCGACCAGUCCCAUACUAUAUAUACGUUGGUAUUCUGAUGAACCUUCUCUUCAGACAACGUUAUUCCACCGGUGCUGGAACGUCUUCUAUUAAAAAUUGUCACAUCAUGAUAUUGAGAAGAAAAGAGAAACAAUAGAAAUAAGACAUUAGUCGAGAUAGGUGACUUUUUCUUUAAAGAGAAGUCUACAGCACGAAGAAUCUACUACGAUUAACGUACAUAAAGAAAAAACCAAGAAAAUGUUCAUCAGAAGAAAUCGUCAUUCAGUGGACAGAAUGCUUGUUCUUGUGGUGAUCGCUCUUGACAGCAUGCUCUUGUUCCUUGAUUUUAGCUUUGCCAGCAUCGAGUGCUGCAUCAACGCGUUCACCCGGCUUCACGGCUGGAUCUCUGGCUUUCUCGACUUUUUCUUGUACCUUAUUGCCUUGCACUGUCUCCUUGACUUUUUCAAUACCAGCUUUGAUUGGUUCCAUCGUUCGAUUUCUAUAAAGAAAAAACAAAAAAUUCUGAUUGCUUCUGAGACAUGAAUAGAAAGAUUCUACUUACUUAGCUAAUCGUGAGAGUAGUAACAGCAGUUGUUUGAAAUGAAUGUGAAUGUACACUGGUGAUAGAACUUGCCUUUAUAUAUGGUGCUCCGAAGGAAAGAACAUUUUUUCUUUUCUUUUUUUUUCUCUCUCUUUUCUUUUUUUCUCUCUCUUUCCUUCAUUUUGCUCUAGCUGCGUCUAGUCAUCCUCGCUGUCGCUUCUUUCUACGCAGUAUAGAAAGUAAGAGAACGAGGUUCAUCAAGCACAGAAAUAUACGAGAUACUUGAGUGGGUUGUGCUAUUUGUGAGCAAAGUCCACUUUCGAAAAUUGGAGAUAAGAAAAAAAAGUGAGUGUGUCUUCGAUAGAUACUGCUCAGUGUGAUACUAAAGAAUGGGAUGCCAAGCAAGCACCUCUUUACUUUCACUAAUAAAUGUCAAAUCAUCCAAGAGGUGAAGAGAAAAUGAGUCAGACGUACGUUCCAUUGUGGAAUUCAGCGAUAUUACUUUAUUUUUAUUCUUUUUAUAAAGAAUACAUACAAAUAAAAUCUUUAUUUUUAUACAAUAUAGAUAAAUAAAUUCUUUAUUUUUGAAAAAUAAAAAUAAAUAAAUAAAUGGAUCUUUAUUAUUUAAAAAAUAAAGAUAAAGAAAAUCUUUAUAUAUAUAUAAAAUUAAGAUAAAGUGAAUAUUUAUAUUGAUAAAAUAAAGAUAAAUGAAUUCUUUAUUUUCAAAAAUAGAGAUAAAAUAAAUAGUAAAGAGAUUUUUUUCUAUGAGUAUAUAAUUUUUAAUUUUUUUACGAAGUAGCUCAUAAAGAAUGAUGAUACUAUAGAUAUAAAUAAAAUGUACAACAAAGUUUUUUGCAUGUGUUUCCCCUUCAUCAACUUCGUUUUUUAAUAAGAUCCUAUAUUGAAGUGAUGCCAGUGAUUUGAAAGACUAUUGAUUAACGUAUUUUUUGGCAUCCUAGGCAUUUGCCUGUUUACCUAUCACAGGAAAAAAGUCUUUCUUUAUUCUUUCUUUUAUCUUUACUUUAUAUGAAUAACAAUUUUAUUAAUCUUUAUUUUAUAAAUAUAUAGAUUGUAUUUAUAUUUAUUUUAUAAAUUGACCAUAAACUAACACCCCUAGUUGAAUUUGCUUUUACUUGGAGUUAAUGAAUACAUUUGAAAGAACACAUGUUUAAAACAAUCAAAUCUCAUUAGACAUUUCAUUUCACUCUUUUCUUUGAAUACAGACUAAUUUUUUCAAAUCGAAAGAUAUGUUCAUCAUCCAAUUCUACAGCAGUUCCAUCAAAUUACCUUUGCAAAGCAUCUAUAAAAUAAAAUUAAGAGAGGGUCCACGAGAAAAUCGAACAUUUUUCACUAGGGUCAUACUCUCGAAAAAUUUGAUCCCUAUAUUUUAUGAUUGAAAAUGAAAGAACAAAGUGAGAAACGUAUAAAUCCAAAAUUUUAGCUCAUUCUGACUCACCGAUAAAAAGUUAUGAAGUACAAACUGAAAGCACCCUCAACAGGUUUUGAAAAAUUUGGUAAGUCAGUAUUUGGUCAUUUUUCCACUGAGAAUUCUCACAAUCUUUUUGAGUAAUAUACCAUCUGAUAGAGCGAGUUUCGCUCUACAAAACUGCAUAUGUCAUCUUCUCCUCACUCUCAAUUUUGUAGGUACAACAAUUGCGAAACUAAAUCAACUCUACUGCUUUUUUCGCAUUUUUGUCUUGUUCUCUUUUUCAUUGCAAGCUAUAUUUCUAUGUUAAUUCUAACGGCACCAGAAAUUUUUUUAUGGUUUUGGAUAGUGCAGAGAAAGAGCUAUCAAAUGAAUAUUAAAUGAAUGAAAUCAAAAUAGCACACAGUGUUCAUCCAAGCCACAAAAGAUAUUCGACUACUAUCUUGAAAACCAUAUUUUUCAUUAUUUUUCUGCACCAUUUAUGUAUAUGUUAGCUCUGACUUUUCUUCCAACUAGGAAUCGAAUUGAGAUUUAUUUUGCACCAUUAAAAAAUUCAUAAGAUAGGUUAUUCAAAAAUUUUGAAAGUCACUUAUAUCAUAUGGAUUACCCAGUCAGACAAGACUCUUAAAAAAACGCGUUAAAACACGUUAGAAUUUCGUUAAAACGCCGUUUUAACGAUAGCGCACCGUUAAUACGGCGCUUUAACGAUUUCUUGAACGCGUUUUAACACGUUACCAUAUCUAAACGUUAAAAUGUGUAGAUUUUUCUGUGGAUUUACGCGUUUUUACCCGUUCACAACUAGUAUUUUACGUGUUUGUACACCUACUUUUCUUAAUGGAUUUUCGUAAGUCUAACAUUCACUCGUUAAUUCUGCUUUUUUCUGAAGUAAUUAAGCACAUUUUAGCUGGUUUUGUAUUAAUGAGAUUGAAAGCUUCUGCUUAUGUCACUUCAACAAGUGGCAAUUAUAUACUAUGUAAUGUAAAAAUCGCAGUAUAAUUCUUUUUUUCUAAAAAAUAACCUGCUAGAAAACUGAUCACUUAAAUAUAUGAUAUGUUAUGAAUUAUUUACACAUGGGUUGUUUUUAUCUUUUUUUUGUCUGUGUACAAGUUUUCAAAGCAGCUUUUAAAUUAGUUAUUUUAGAUGAUAAAUGUUUGUUUUGCUUUUCUAAUUCUCGAUAUUUAAUUGAACCUAGAAUAUUCACCGUAUGUAUUCGAACACCUGUGUUUGUUGAUGAUCGAUUUUCACGUGUUUGAAUAUUUCUAUCAAAUAAUCGAAUAAUUGAGCGGCCAAUGUCAAAACCAAAGAAAUAAUACUUGACGAUGAUAACCACAAUUGAGGAAAAAGCAUUUAAAGCUAUUUGUAUUUUGACUAAAAUUAUCAUGAAUAGGAUUGCUAUCGACAACCGGUGUGCUAAAUGUAAUGCUACUAAAACAAAUAUUGAUUUUGAAAUUAACACAUUCAACCCGAUGUCGC